AUGGGUGUUCUUAUGCAUGCUGAAGAUUCAACUCAAGAAGAUUGGCUAGAUCGGGGAAUGGAGUUCAUGAAAAAAUCAGUGUACAAGAUUGCAGCAAUCUGCUUCAGUCGAGGAAAUGAUAUGAAAAUGGCUAAAAUCGCAAAUGCUCAUCAAAAAGCACAGGAAGCUUUGAUGUUGCGAGGCAAAUCUUCCACAACUAAAAAAAUGAAGGAUAUGUUUCUUUCUGCUGCAUACGACUUUCUGGAGUGUGAAAUGCCGUCUCAAGCGGCGAAGUAUCUUGAAUUCGCAAAGGAACAUUCUUUACUUGCGACUCUUUUCGAGAAUACGAAUCAACUCGAAAAAGCAGCUGAAGUAUAUGAAACAAAGGGAGAUCCAUUAAAAGCCAGCAGAUGCCUUGAAGAAGUUGGAAAAUUUAGACAAGCAAUAGAUCUCCUUUGCGCUAAGAAGCAAUUCGAAGUUGCAAUUGAGUGUCUUCAUAGAUAUCUGUACCUAAAACAGAAUUACGAAAAGAAAAACGAGCCAUUGCCGAACAAGCUUCGAGAAAAUUCACCAACUCCUGUUCAAACAAUAAUUCAAUUAAGUCAGAUGGCUGCUGAUAAGUACCACUUACAGGGGAAAGUUGACAAAAUGUUGUCAUUCCUUCAACAAAUUCCAGAGCUUGAAGAUAGAGUAGAUUUUCUGGCAGAGAGGAAUCGUACCGAAGAAGCAAUAUCUUUACUACAAUCACCAGGACAUGAAAGACUUCUCAUUGACUUCUAUUUAAAGUGUGGUCAAACUGAGAAUGCUCUAAAAUAUGCAGAAAACAUUGGGGACGGAGAAUUGAGAAACAAAUGCCUUUUUGCAGAUUGUUAUUUUCAAUUUUGUAAAGGAAUUUACUUUGAAAACAUUCAAAGCGAAAUGUGUAAGAAGUUAAUCGGAGUUUUCCACGCUAUGCAUGAUUCAAAAGACAAAGUUUUAGCUGGAAAAGUAGCUUUACUAAUUGGAAAAGUUUCAAAAAAUCAAGAAUAUGUGCAUAAAGCAUUUGGUGAGUUUAAUCAUUGCAGACCUUAUCCUAAUUUAGCAGGACAACAAGAAUGUAUGGAUUGGAUGAUAUAUCACUCAGAUCUUGCGGAUAAGGGAAACCAAGUUAAGUGCAUACUGGGUAUGGAAACUCUUUUCAAGGCAUUGACUAUUUUAAUUUUGCCAAUAAAUGAAAGCGAAAGGCAACGAUUGAUGGAUAUUUUGGAGUAUUAUGGUUACCAUAAGACUUAUGAUGACAGAAAUUUUUUUGUGUAUCCGUCACAAAAACCCACUGCGCUAAAGAUUUCACCAAAAAUUGAAAAAUCUAAUCAUAUAUGUAAAGUGAAAUUAGAAACUGCGAAGAAUGAUAUUUGUCGCUAUCUCAUUCAGCAGGGAGAGAAAUGGAUGCAGAUAUUAGAAGACAUUCUAACAAGACAAAAAGAUGACCUUUUUUCAAAAUUUGUCGAUUCAAACCUGACCGAUACAAACCUCUUCCUUGAUUUGAUACAAAUGGAUAUACAUUUGGUUGAACUUGAAGCACAUGUAUAA
Molecule: messenger RNA, 1548 nt
Organism: Saccostrea echinata
Lineage: Eukaryota; Metazoa; Mollusca; Bivalvia; Ostreida; Ostreidae
Exons: 7
Coding region: 1-1548 (515 amino acids)
Molecular function (GO): protein binding
Source: RefSeq, a predicted model, not a curated record